This is a messenger RNA of Acanthosepion pharaonis, 660 nucleotides long. Lineage: Eukaryota; Metazoa; Mollusca; Cephalopoda; Sepiida; Sepiidae. The record is from the annotation of a GenBank genome assembly.
AUGAGCGCUGGCAUCGAAAAGUGGGGUCUGGAAAUGGAAAAGAUGGCGCCGUUUAUUUGCCUGAUCUGCUCAGACGUUUUCAAUUGGGUUCAGCUUUUCUUUCUGUCUUUUCAUUGUCGUUUCAUUGUUGUCAGCUGCAAAAGACAACAAGCAAGAGAUUGGGAAAUUUCGGAUAAAAGAUUUAUUAUUAUUAUUAUUUUUCUUUUUAUUAUAAUUAUUGUUCUUUUUCUCCUUCUUCUCCUUCUUCUUUUUCUUUGUCUUCUUCUUUUUCUUCUUCUUCUUAUUCUUCUUCUUAUUAUUCUCUUUCUUCUUAUUAUUAAUAUUAUUAUUAUCCUUCUUCUCCUUCUUCUUUUUCUUUGUCUUCUUCUUCCUUUUCUUCUUCUUCCUUUUCUUCUUCUUCUUCUUCUUAUUAUUAUUAUUAUUCUCCUUCUUCUUUUUCUUUGUCUUCUUCUUCCUUUUCUUCUUCUUCUUCUUAUUAUUCUCCUUCUUUUUCUUCUUCUUAGUAUUAUUAUUAUUUUUUUUCUUUUUAUUAUAAUUAUUGUUCUUUUUCUUCUUCUUCGCCUUCUUCUUAUUAUUAUUCUUCUUCUCCCUCAUUCUUUUUCUUUGUCGUCUUCUUUUUCUUCUUCUUCUUCUUCUUAUUCUCUUUCUUCUUAUUAUUAA